Molecule: messenger RNA, 1006 nt
Organism: Aspergillus heteromorphus CBS 117.55
Lineage: Eukaryota; Fungi; Ascomycota; Eurotiomycetes; Eurotiales; Aspergillaceae
Product: Rab family GTPase YPT1
Exons: 5
Coding region: 252-857 (201 amino acids)
Molecular function (GO): GTP binding; GTPase activity
Source: RefSeq, a predicted model, not a curated record
CUAGGCCAAGGGGGAUUAGUGGCAGUCUUGGAGCCUGCAUGUUGGGCUCGCCUGCCCUCCUGUAGUCAGCAACGCAACCGCCAUUUCAAGAGACCGCCUGGUCACCUCAGCGAAGUAGACACUUAGUAUCGUUUACAACGUCGGCUUGCUGCCACGCCUAAUACAUUGUCUGCCAGCUGUUUUCUUUAAUUACUCACUCAACAACAAUCCUCAUCCUGCAUACGUUGACACAUAGUCUCACUCCCUCCAUCAUGAAUCCUGAAUACGAUUAUCUCUUCAAGCUCCUCCUUAUCGGAGACUCUGGUGUCGGAAAGUCUUGCUUGCUUCUUCGUUUCGCCGAUGAUACCUACACGGAAAGCUAUAUCUCUACCAUCGGCGUUGAUUUCAAAAUCCGCACCAUUGAACUUGAUGGCAAAACUGUGAAACUUCAGAUUUGGGAUACGGCGGGCCAGGAACGUUUCCGGACCAUCACGUCUUCUUAUUACCGUGGUGCUCAUGGUAUCUGUGUUGUCUACGAUGUGACUGACAUGGACUCCUUUAACAACGUGAAGCAGUGGCUUCAAGAGAUCGAUCGUUACGCCACCGAAGGUGUCAAUAAGUUGCUUGUUGGGAACAAGAGUGAUAUGGAGGACAAAAAGGUUGUCGAGUACACAGUGGCCAAGGAAUUCGCUGAUAGUCUCGGAAUCCCGUUCUUGGAAACCUCGGCCAAGAAUGCCUCAAAUGUCGAGCAGGCCUUCUUGACAAUGGCUAGACAGAUCAAGGAGCGUAUGGGCACUGCUACUGUCAAUAACAAACCAACCGUUCAAGUUGGUCAGGGCCAGGGUGUCCAAUCCGGUUCCGCGGGCGGCUGCUGCUAAAUUGUUAAUGAUUCUGAUCCCGCGUUGCAAUAGGCCAUUUUGGCACGGGGACCAAAAAAGUGAGAAAAGAAAAGGAUAUAUGAGGGUGACCUAUUUGCUGCGCCCCGUUGCCGGGCAGUCUUUGAUUGCCGGCAUGAUUGCAAUCGUCU